Rhagoletis zephyria (snowberry fruit fly) is the source of this 1292-nucleotide messenger RNA. RefSeq names its product huntingtin-interacting protein 1-like. Lineage: Eukaryota; Metazoa; Arthropoda; Insecta; Diptera; Tephritidae. Gene Ontology annotation, cellular component: clathrin-coated vesicle; cortical actin cytoskeleton. The record is from RefSeq and is a predicted model, not a curated record. Gene Ontology annotation, biological process: clathrin coat assembly; endocytosis; actin filament organization. Gene Ontology annotation, molecular function: actin filament binding; clathrin-cargo adaptor activity; clathrin light chain binding.
UUGUGUUGUUUUGAAGAGAUAAGUAAAUUUCGUUGCCGACUCGUUUUGUUUUUAUUAUACCUCAUUCAUAGUACUUGCUCAGUUGAGGUAGAAUAACGGUGAGUCACAGCAGCAAUUCAUAAAGGUCGCAAUUUUUAUUUAUUUUAUUUUUUCCAAUAUCAAAUGGAGCUACUCAGCAAAGAACGCGCCGAUAUGAAAAAGCACAUUAAGAAAGUGCUUAACCCCAAGGAGAAACCUUUCGAUGGUCUACGCGCACGCACCAUUGUUGUGCUCACGCAUCGCACAGAUGGCGCACAAACUUUCAUGAAACUGACUGAUACACAGCUUUUGUAUGUCAGCCGUUUUAGUGCUUGGAAAUAUUGCAAUUUAAUGCAUAUGGCGAUGCGUUUUGGUACACCACAAAUACUCGAAAUGUUGCAGAGCUUGAAGUAUCAACAAAAAAUCUACGAUUUAGUUAAUUAUUGGGCGCUGCAAACGGGUGCCAUCGAUGUGUGCAUUGUGAAGUACCUGAAGUUGUUGUACGCCAAGUCACGCUUUCAUUGCAAUUACGCAUUUUUCAAUGGUGCACUGGAGGCCGACAUCACCAAGGAAUGGGAUGUGAAUUUAUGCUUUCAGCUGUGCACUGACAUCUUUGACUAUUUGGAAAAUUUGUUGUCGCUGCAGCAUGCCAUUUUCGCUGGACUGACACUGCAACAACUCUCGGUGGCCACACCUCAGACACAAUGCCGCUUGCAACCGCUCAUCAACAUUGCGGCAGAAUGUAGCAUUCUAUAUGAUCAAGCGGUGGAUGCGUUGGCAGUGGUUUGUGCCAAAUUGCCGAUUGUCGAUGUAAUUGGUUUGCGUAAUCGUUUCCAUGCAAUCUAUCAGCAUUUGCAUGGGUUCUAUUGCGCAUUGCAACAGGUGAAAAUUAUACUCAAAAUGGAAUAUAUACCGGAGUUGUCGUCGGCGGUGCCGGAGUUUUAUGGUAAUAGUGAUGCAAAUAGUGCAGUUAACCGCCAACCAACGGCACCGUCAGUAUGGGAGUUGGAGCAACCGUGAAUGCAGGAGGUGUAUUAGGAGCAGGGACAUAGAGAGAGAGAGCGAAAAAGGGAGCCAGAAGGGGAAGUAUUGUAUUAAAGCAUUUGCUGUGAUUCUUGUAAAUAUCAUAAGUAAGAAAAAAAAGACGAGAGAUACAGUUUGAAAAAUUUCAAGCAGUUAUUUGUAGAUACACAUACAGUGACUAAAAUAAGUAUCCACAUUUUGAUAUUUUUUUCUGCGAAUUAAAAGUUUUUGUUAUUUUUUUAUAGAAAUUU